AUGGGAAUUAUCAAUCCAAUACACUAAUUCGAGGAUCCCAGAAUCAUUAAAAAUGAAGCUAAAUAAAAAGAGCAGGAAUGGUAUGCUUAAAGGAUGAAAUAAAAAUAGAGACCAAAACCAGAAGAUCCAUUAGUUGAACCCUAAGCAGAUUUGGUUUUUUAUGCAAAUAAAAUCGAGCUGAAGAAUGCCUUAAUUUUAAACUUUAGUAUUCCUCCAAUGUUGGAGAAAGAAAGACCUUUAAUGUAAGAUCAUCUAACCAAUAUAUAGAAGAUUUUCAAGAAGAGAAGAAUUCAGAAGAAUCUUAGAUGA
Paramecium tetraurelia is the source of this 309-nucleotide messenger RNA. RefSeq lists its product as uncharacterized. The transcript has a single exon. The record is from RefSeq and is a predicted model, not a curated record. Lineage: Eukaryota; Ciliophora; Oligohymenophorea; Peniculida; Parameciidae.